CAGCGGCGCCGGUGCCCCGGGAUCCGCGGGUGCCUGCGCCCAGCCUUACCCAGGGUGAAGAAGGGCAGCUCGGUGUUGUCCAGGUCGUCCUGCACCGCGAUGCGCCCCGGCAGCUCGUUACGCACAAAGAGCAGGAGGCGCGUCUCGGCGGCGGUGCCCGCGGAGCCCGCGGAGCCCGGGGACGCGGCGGCGGCGGCGGCGGCUCCCGCCCCGGUCCCAGUCCCGGCCCCGGCGCGGGCGCCGCUCCAGCCGAUGUCGCUCUCCCGCAGCGCGGGCAGCGUGGACACCGUGACGGUCUUGAGCCGGCACGGGCUGUCGGGCUCCUGCGAGGCGGCGGCGGUGGCGCCGGCCAGCAGCGGCCGCGGCGACAGCAGGCACAGGAACAGCAGCAGCGGCGGCGGCGCCGGGUGGAAGCCGCGCCUCAGCCGCUCCCGGAGCCUCGAGCUGGGGCCGGGGCCGGGGCCUCGCCGGGCGCCCGCGGCGGCCAUGGCAGAAGGGGCUGUGGGGCUGCGAGCGGCGGCGGCGGCGGCGACGGAGGAGGAAGAGCAGGCGGCGGCGGCGGCGGACGCCGAGGCGAACCGGGGCGCCCGAGCGAAGAGCCGCGGGAGCCGCUCUCCGGCAGCCACCGGCUCCGGGCUCCGCCUCCUGAUCGGCCUGGACCGCCCCCCCGCGCCGCCUCCCGGGGCCCGGCCGCCCGCUCCCUUCUCUGGCUCCCCCCGCAGACCCCGAGCGUCUCGGAGGCUCCGCCCGGCCUCGUGCAAAUCCCCGUCGCCCCCUUUCCUUUCCCAGGAUCCCGCAAUGCCGCCCUCCCAAUGUUCUUUAGCCACACUACCCCUCCCCAAAUUCCUAACACUUAGGGACCCCUCGCGACGACCCAGCCCCCCAGGUUCAACCCGGCUCGCCCAGCUUCACCCCACCCCUGGCUCAACCCACUGGCUGCACCUGGGGGCGCGCCUUAGCCCAGCCUUACUCCAGGCUCCGCCUUCUCGGGGGUAGGGGACGUCUCUGGAUGGUCAAGACUUAACUUUAUCAGCUCAGAAGCCCCAUGACAAGUGCGGUACCCUUUUCUAGUCCCUGAAAUAAUUCCUUGUGGCCUCACAGCCCCCUGCCCACUCACUUGCCCACAACUCACUCAUUUAUUCUCUCACCUCCAAGACCCCAUCCUGCACCCAGGCCUCUGCGAUUGCACUUAAUGCUAAUGGAAGAAGGGUUCUGAGCCUCACUUUCUAGCCACCCUCCCCCCAAAAAACUGACUCAGGCCAGGAUGCUCCGGUCCCCUAGCUGCCGUCUGCAUGCCAGCCCACUCACGCAUUUUUUUUCCCCUUUGGAUCCCAACUCCUUGCUUGGAGCAGAUCUGCUUGGCUGCUCCUGCUCUUUGUGUGAAAUUCCUGAAAAGGGUGCAAGGACUCACUGGCUCUUCUGGCUGCCUCCUCUAGUUUCUGCCUGCACAUCAAACUAACAACAAUGACUAACAACUUCCACCUACACUGAAUGUUUCUACAUUCGUCAACAGAACAUUGGACUUCUACCACCUUGGGAGCCAGUAGGACCGGAAUUUUUAGCUUUAUUUGUGAGUGACAAGAAUAAAACUCAAUGUUGUGAUUUACCCAAAACUGGUAAGAUAACAAGUUGUUAGAAUUGGGUGCUGAAUCAAGUCCUACAACUCCUUAUCCAGCAUUCUGUUCCUGUUAGAGUGAGAAGCAUAGAUGGAGGAUAAACUGAUGGGUUCUGAUCCCUGAUUGUCUACUUUCAAAUCCUGACUCUGAUACUUGCUAUGUGACCUUGGGAAAGUUACUUAAACUCUCUGAACUUCGGUUUCUUCAUCUACAAACAAAAAAUACCUACCUCAUGGAGUUAGAUGUGGAUUAAAUAGGCAAAAAGAUUAAAACCGUGAAGCAUGGUAUCAAUCCUGUGUUUAUAAUCAAUAAUUAUACAAUCAAUAAAUGUUAGCAAUUACAGCAUCCUAGACCUUCUUGGUCAAAAACAACAAUGGUGAAAUAAAAGUUGCUGUGUGUUUAGUAUAAGGUAUAUUGGUUUAGAGUAUUAACACUACCAUCAUGUCAUGGAUAAAAUAUUUAAUGAGUGACUUGAUUCUUCAUCUCUAAAAUGGGCACAAUUUUACCUAUCUCACAAGGUUGUUGUGAGAGUCAAUUUUACAAAUAGUAAGAGAAAUCACCCAGCACCAAGAACUAUGUACUCAUGAAAUGUUAAUCUCUCUCAUCUCUUUGAUAUAAUAUCAUUCCCUCCAGGAAGACUUCUCUGAUGCCCCAGGCUGGGUUAGGCACCAUCCUUUUUUUGUCCUUGGCACCUUGCACCUGCUUGGAACACUGAUGACACUGCAUUAAAAGCAUCUGCUCCUCUGUCUUUACCUUUAGAAUGGAGUUGCUUGACGUUCCAGGUACUGUUCUAAGCACUUUGCAAAUGGUAAUGCAUUUAAUCUUCACACGAACUCUAAGAAGGAGAUGUAUUACCAUUCUCUUUGUGCCAAUUAAGAAACUGAGGCCAGGGAGGUCAAAUCACAUGGUCCAGGUGGCACUGCUGACAAAGAAGGGGCUCUCACCUGUCCCUUCUUUUCGUUUGGGGCUCAGGGCUGAUGUCCUCCCUGGAAACAGGACUUCCAUGACUCCCUCCUCGAAAGGGCUCACCCAUUCACUGUAAUUUUCAUGGUGACAUUAUUUCCAAGGUGACGGGAUGGGAAAGCAGGAAGAAACUGCACAGAGGAGAGAUAUACUGCAGUCAUGGCGUUAAGCCUGAGGUUUGAGAUACCCACGAAGAUUCACUGGGAAAAAAUAAUACUUGGAAAAAGUGUAAUGUCUAGUAUUUAUCACCUUGGUCUACUGGCAGUUCAUUCUCUCUGACAUCAAUGGAAAUUCCUAGGAGCUAAUAUACUAACUUGUACCUUGCCAAUGCACUGUGCACUUUGUUGCUGUUAUUAACUUUAAUUCUCACCUGUUAUUCUCCAAUUUUGUUGCCCUGGGUCUUCUGUAACCCAUUAGCAGAGUAUUUUAGUUCCCAAUCUUUCUGAUCCACUCUUUCACUAUUUUUUCUUCCUAUAACUUAUUUUUUCAUCAAAAUAAAUGUCUUUGCUAUUCCCUGAACACACUCCAAACUCCGUUAGCCCGUCCAGAUUACUUUUUCCCUAAAUAGUGCUCUAUAUGCACAUACAGCUGCCAUCA
This is a messenger RNA of Manis javanica (Malayan pangolin), 3176 nucleotides long. NCBI's taxonomy places the organism in Eukaryota, Metazoa, Chordata, Mammalia, Pholidota, Manidae. The record is from RefSeq and is a predicted model, not a curated record.